Molecule: messenger RNA, 3779 nt
Organism: Pseudoliparis swirei
Lineage: Eukaryota; Metazoa; Chordata; Actinopteri; Perciformes; Liparidae
Gene: mthfd1l
Product: methylenetetrahydrofolate dehydrogenase (NADP+ dependent) 1 like
Exons: 27
Coding region: 175-3099 (974 amino acids)
Biological process (GO): tetrahydrofolate interconversion
Cellular component (GO): cytosol
Molecular function (GO): ATP binding; formate-tetrahydrofolate ligase activity; methylenetetrahydrofolate dehydrogenase (NADP+) activity
Source: RefSeq, a predicted model, not a curated record
GAGUGGUCACAUUUCCGACUGCCCCUGAAGACAGCAUACCUCCAUCAGGACCCUGUUGCCACUUCAACUGGAUGUUUUUUUCCCACCCGGAGGUUGGAUCCUCAGCUCCUCACUAACAAAGACAAAGUUGGACGCCACAAUUGAAACACUUUUAAAAACCUAAAAGAAACGGCCAUGAAGUUGUCUAUAAUUCGGAGUGCUUGUGGCAGCCUUCGGAUGCAUCCAGCCCGCCCGGGGAGCAGGGUCAGCGGCUUUACUCGGAGAUGGCAACCGGUGGGUCCUGUCAGCGGCCGCUUGGUUAUCCGCGCAGCAAGCGCUGCUAGCAGCGGCGGCACCAACCCCAAAGUAUCCGUCAACUUCGGGAAACGGUCCCGGAAGGAUGAUGGGUUUGAAUGCGACAGUUCAUUGAGCGAGGUGGUUCAGAGCACCAAGGAAGCGAUGCUGGCUCUGCAGAGAAGACAUUCUACAGUCCAACCUUUGUUAGCCAUUGUACAGGCAGGUGAAGAUGACAGCUUGUUGGAGAUCAGUAAGAAAAUUUCAGGAAGGAUUGGCCUAAACAUCACCCAGAUUUGUUUGACAAAGGAAUGCAGUGAAGAUGAAAUCGUAGAAGAGGUGUUGAAGCUGAAUGAAGACCCACGGGUGCACGGAGUCCACCUCCGCCUCCCGCCUGCUUCCCUCACCAGUCGAGUGUUAAACGCACUCAAACCUGAGAAGGAUGUAGAUGGGAUAUCCGAUUUGAAUAUGGGCCGACUGGUGCGUGGAGACCUCAGUAAAGGCUUUGUGCCCCCCCGAGCCAGCGCUGUCCUGGAUCUACUGGAGAAACUCGAUGCUCCUUUGGAAGGGAAAACGGUGUUGCUGGUCGGAGGAGAGGGACCCUUUGUGGUGGCCCUGCAGUGCCUGAUAGAAAGAAGUGGACUGGUAGCUCUCAAGAGUCAUUGGAGCUCCAAGAGCCUACAGAGUCAGGUGAUGCAGGCUGAUGCUGUGGUCCUAUUAGGAGCUGAGAAUAUGGAUGUUCUACCCACCUGGGUUCGACCAGGGGCUGCUGUCAUCCGCUGUGAGCCCACCCUGGAGACAGAUGACCACACCAUUGAGAUGUCCUCAAAGUCUGGGUUAGAAUACCUCACAGCUGCUUACAGAACACGGAACGUAGUGCGCAGUUGCAGUCGGUGGCUCCAGGCGCAGCAGUACCAACCCUGGCAUUUGCACUGCCUCAAACUGCAGCCCCUGACCCCUGUACCAAGUGACAUAGAGAUUUCCAGAGCUCAGACGCCCAAGCCAGUGAACCAGCUGGCUGAGGAGAUUGGUUUGCUGCCAGAAGAGCUUGAAGCCUAUGGCAGGAGCAAAGCCAAGGUCCGACUCUCCCUGUUAGACCGCCUCCACAAACAGCCCAAUGGGAAAUAUGUACUAGUAGCUGGUAUAACUCCCACUCCUCUGGGCGAAGGUAAAAGCACGGUGACCAUUGGCCUCGUCCAGGCGCUCUCUGCUCACCUUAAGCUCAACUCCUUUGCCUGUCUCCGACAGCCUUCACAGGGACCCACUUUUGGGGUUAAAGGUGGAGCUGCAGGAGGGGGAUAUGCCCAGGUCAUCCCUAUGGAGGAGUUUAACCUCCAUCUGACUGGUGACAUUCAUGCCAUCACAGCAGCCAACAACCUGGUGGCAGCAGCCAUCGAUGCCAGGAUGCUUCACGAGGCGACGCAGUCGGACAAGGCCCUGUUCAAUAGACUGGUUCCUUCAGUGAAUGGAGUCAGAAGAUUUUCACCCAUCCAAAUCUCCAGGCUCCAUCGUCUAGGGAUCAAUAAAAUAGAUCCUGCGUCUCUCACGCCCCAGGAAGUCAGCACCUUUGUUCGGCUUGACCUUGACCCCUCGAAGAUCACCUGGCAGAGAGUUGUUGACACAAAUGACCGUUUCUUGAGGAAGAUCACAGUCGGACAAGCGAGCACUGAAAAAGGACAGAUAAGAGAGACUGGGUUCGACAUAGCAGUGGCCAGCGAGAUCAUGGCCAUCCUGGCUCUGGCAGACAGUCUGGAGGACAUGAAAACCAGACUGGCGCGCAUGGUGGUGGGCACCAGCCGCUCUGGACAGCCCGUCAGCACAGAGGACCUGGGAGUGAGUGGAGCACUGGUGGUGUUAAUGAAAGAUGCCAUCAAGCCCACGUUGAUGCAGACCCUUGAGGGUACGCCAGUGUUUGUCCAUGCUGGGCCCUUUGCCAACAUCGCCCAUGGCAACUCCUCUGUGCUGGCAGACAAGCUGGCUUUGAAGUUGGUUGGACGGGACGGCUUUGUCGUGACGGAAGCUGGAUUUGGAGCGGAUAUUGGGAUGGAGAAGUUCUUCAACAUCAAAUGUCGGACUUCAGGGCUCAGGCCAGACGUGGUGGUGCUGGUUGCAACUGUCCGAGCGCUGAAGAUGCACGGGGGUGGACCAAAUGUGUCGGCUGGGGCACCACUUUCCAGAGAGUACAUUGAUGAGAACCUGAGUCUCGUUGCAGGCGGUUGUCGAAGUAAUCUCAGGAAGCAGAUCCAAAUUACACACCUGUUUGGGGUCCCAGUCGUGGUGGCCCUCAAUGUCUUCAAGACAGAUACCCAGGCAGAGAUUGAGCUUGUGUGUCAGAUGGCAAAAGAGUGCGGCGCCUCUGAUGCCGUGCCGUGUCACCACUGGGCGCAGGGCGGCCGAGGGUCCUUAGAUUUGGCCCACGCUGUGAACCAGGCCGCCAGCAGACCCAACAACUUCCAGUUCCUGUACAACAUCGAGAUGCCGAUAGUUGAGAAGAUCAGAACAAUCGCAAAAAAAGUGUAUGGCGCUGAUGACAUUGAGCUGUCUCCAGAGGCCGUGGCCCAGAUAGAUUACUACACUCAACAGGGCUAUGGCUCAUUGCCCAUCUGCAUGGCAAAGACUCACCUGUCCCUGUCCCACAUGCCUGACAAGAAGGGCGUACCCACUGGAUUUGUUUUGCCGAUUCGAGAUGUUCGCGCUAGCAUCGGAGCCGGUUUCAUCUACCCACUUGUGGGAACGAUGAGCACCAUGCCCGGCCUGCCAACCCGACCCUGUUUCUACGACAUUGACCUUGACCCUGUCACGGAGGAGAUCACUGGGCUCUUCUGAGCAUCAAUUGAAGAACGCAUCAUCCACAUAAAAUAUUCCAUCAAAUCUAUCAAUCCAGCCAUCUGAAAGAGCAUCCAUUGAGUCAUUAUAAAUAUUUUACAAGCAGCCAUUGUCUCUGUAACUAGACUGUAUUUCCUCCCUGGAGUUUUAACUUUACAACCUUAUUCACUUAGUGCCAAGGCUGUAAUCUGUGAGGAGUCAAUCCACUACGCCUGACAGGAAAUGCUUUCAUACUUCCCAGUAGGCCAAUUUCUCUCUAAAUCAUACAUAUGUGUAAUAUGUCUAAGAUGACCUUCAACCAAAUCCUGUACAUCACAUUUACUGUGUUUAUGCUUUUGACCUCCAGUGUUUUUUCCCUUAUUCAUGAAAGGGUCAGUUUAAGUCUUAAAACUGUCUUAAAGAGUACUUUAAUAUUAUGGUUUCAUCAACUUAUUUCCUUUUUAUUUUGGAAAAUAACCCACUGUCUGUUUUUGGUGCUGCUUUUGCUGUACAUGUCAUAAGUUUUUCAAUUGAUACAUUUGCUUUUGAGCGCACAAAAAGCCGUUAUUACCUAUUCUCCAAUAUGUUGAAUGUCCAAGAUUCAUCAGUUCAGAGAUAUUUUGUGAAAGCAAAAGUGAUGUGUCCUUUAUUGUCCAAAUUUACAAAUGAGUUGAUCAAAUAAAGCUCUUUAUUUACUCAAA